This is a messenger RNA of Alligator sinensis (Chinese alligator), 936 nucleotides long. Its product is annotated as olfactory receptor 11H6-like. Gene Ontology annotation, biological process: G protein-coupled receptor signaling pathway. The transcript has a single exon. Gene Ontology annotation, molecular function: G protein-coupled receptor activity; olfactory receptor activity. The coding region runs from base 1 to 936 and encodes 311 amino acids. The record is from RefSeq and is a predicted model, not a curated record. NCBI's taxonomy places the organism in Eukaryota, Metazoa, Chordata, Crocodylia, Alligatoridae. Gene Ontology annotation, cellular component: membrane.
AUGGAUCCAGACAAUGCUACCAGCUAUGUGACUGAGUUCAUCCUGCUGGGCUUCUCAUCCCUGGACCACACCAGUCGCAUCCUCCUCUGUACUAUCCUGUCUUCUGUCUACACCCUGACACUAGCAGGUAACUUAUGCAUCAUGUGGGCUGUUGUCAGGAGCUCCCGCCUCCAACACUUGCCUAUGUAUGUCCUGCUAGGGAACUUCUCCUGCCUGGAGAUCUGCUAUGUCACAUCCACAGUGCCACGGAUGAUCUCAGACCUGCCAACCCCGCAGGGCGAUGCAAUCUCCUUUCAUGCCUGCUUCUUCCAGUUCUACUUCUUUUUCUCCAUGGGGGCUGCUGAAUGCUUCUCCCUCUCAGCCAUGGCUUUGGAUAGAUACCUGGCCAUCUGCCACCCCCUGCGCUAUCCCAACCUCAUGUCCCAGAGGACCUGCUUGCUCCUGGUGGCUUUCUGCUGGGUCGGUGGCUUCUUCUGGUUUGCCACCCCCAUUAUCUUCAUCUCCCAGCUCCCCUUCUGUGGCCCCAAUAUCCUGGAUCACUAUGUCUGUGACCCUGCUCCAUUGCUGGCUGUCUCCUGUGUCCCUGCUCCCCAGAUUGAACGUGCCUUCUUUGCUGUGACUUCCACUAUCAUCUUCUCAACUGUCCUUUUUAUCUUGACCUCUUAUGUGAUGGUCCUCAGGGCAAUAAUGAAACUGCCACGGGGGUCUGGAAGACGCAAGGCCUUCUCCACUUGCACCUCCCACCUAACAGUGGUGGGUCUCUUCUACGGCUCCAUCAUGGUCACCUAUGUCAACCCAGCAGCUUCUGGGGACAGCGGGAAGGAGGUGUCCCUUCUAUAUGUGUUGGUUACUCCACUGUUCAACCCAUUGAUCUACAGCCUGAGAAAUAAGGAGAUGAAAGAGGCUCUGAGGCGCACAUUGCUAGGGGAGCGGUAA